UCAGUUACGUACGCUGGGAGUUCACUAGUGUUAGUAGUUUAGCGGAAGGAAGGAAAGGAGCCGACAAGUGGGUUCAUUACGCAGUGUUACUUAGGCAAAGCUCUGACUGUUUUUAAACCCCCACUGCGCUUUCCGUAACAUAUUUGGGGUUUUCGAUUAAGCUUUUUUUCAACCGGUGCGUCGUUCGGUACAGUUUGUUUGAGACGAUAUGUAGUGAGUGGGUAAUGAGCUAGUUGUCAACGACAACAAAGCGAGCUAUUCGGCGUGCUAAAGCUAGCAUGCUAAGCACAAACUACUAAAGGAGUUGUGUCAUAUGUAUGCUGUGUGACUGAUAUAGUUUACGUUAUAAAGUGGUGUUUCUCGCUUCAACUGGGUGAUUUAUGGCCUCGGAUGUGAUAGAAAGUGAAGCGGCUCUGAAGGGUGGAAAUGACAUGAAUUUGAACAAUAGUCGUCCAGAUUUUGGCACACCCAGGCGGACGUCCAGCCCGUCGUCUUCUGGGGUGUCUGGAGAAGUUGAAGAGGAGGAACUGGACGAACUGCAACACAGCACAGCGUCCACAGUGGAAAAUGGCGAGGAGGCACUUGAGGAGAGUCUAACCAAAACAAACAGCUCACAGGAAAGGACGACUGUUGACAAUAGACAGAAAUCUGAUGCUGCACCUGAACCCAUUGGAAGCCUGGAGCGCCAGGAAUCAGUCGCCACGACAGAGGCCCGAUUAAGGAUGGAAGGAGUUGAGCUUAAGGAAGAGUGGCAGGAUGAAGACUUUCCACGGCCUCUGCCUGAGGAAGAGGAGCUUGAUGAAGAGUUAUUUGCUGGUGCCUCUGAAGAGGGAGACGCUGGCUAUGCAGUGAACCAUGGCAAGAAGGAGAAGAAGAAGCUCACGGCUCCGGACAUUAGUCUCACUCUCGACCGCAGUGAAGGUUCCAUUCUUUCUGAUGAGUUGGAUGAAAGUACAGAGUUAGAUUUGGAUGACAUGGACACACCUUCUGACAACAGCAAUGAGUUUGAAUGGGAAGAUGAUCUCCCCAAGCCCAAAUCUACAGAACUACUAGAGAAGGGCGUAGAGUCAGUCCAGCAGUACUCUGCUUCAGAGGAAAGGGAGGAGGGCAGACGCUGGCGGGUGUUUCGCAUCGGAGACCAGGAGCACAGGGUAGACAUGACGGCCAUUGAGCCCUACAAGCGGGUUAUAAGCCAUGGAGGUUACUACGGAGAUGGCUUGAAUGCCAUAAUUGUUUUUGCCGUGUGCUUCAUGCCUGAGAGCAGUCAACCAAAUUACAGAUACAUCAUGGACAAUUUAUUCAAGUAUGUCAUCGGCACACUGGAGCUUUUGGUGGCAGAGAACUACAUGAUUGUCUAUCUCAAUGGGGCAACCUCUCGGAAAAAGAUGCCAACCGUCGGCUGGCUCCGAAAGUGUUAUCAGCAGAUUGACAGGAGGUUAAGGAAGAACCUAAAGUCAUUGAUAAUUGUCCAUCCCUCUUGGUUCAUUCGCACCGUGUUGGCACUCACAAAGCCUUUCAUCAGCUCCAAAUUUAGUCAGAAAAUCAAAUACGUGUACAGCCUGACAGACCUUGCAGAGUUGGUUCCAAUGGAGUAUGUGUCCAUACCAGAUUGUAUCAAGCUGUUUGACGAGGAAAAAAAUAGGAAAAGCCGUAAAAGGAUUACAAUGGGAUUUUUUUGAUAUUUGGAUUGACCAGGGUGUGCAUGGAAAAGUAGAGACGGCCGCCGCUGCCAUCCCCGAGUGACCUCUGAGAAAUGGAGCAAGAGAACGAUGAAUGUUUAAACCGCUGCCACUUUUUUUGUUUCUUGUGUGUUUUUGGGUGAUGUGACUGGAAAAGUGCCUUGUUGAACCCAUGCUGCCUGUUACAUAUUGUGGAACAUUUUUACUUCUUGUGGCAAACUUCUUCUCCACACAGAGAGAGGUUCUUAAUCCUUUUAUUUACUGCCCCUCUAUCAUGUAAGAAUGAGCUUGUUUCCUUGUUACUGUUGAAGGCACUCUGUUACAGAUCAAUGAUUGAUGCAUGUACUGCUUUAUUACAUUUAGAUAUUUAUAUUCAAAAGGUGACAAAAGUAAUAUAUUUUUAUGGUUGCUCUUGAUUUUAAAAAUGCAUUUUAGGUCUCUGACCCCACCUUUAUUUUAUUGUCCUGGGAAAAGUGUUUUUUUUUUCAUGUGGCAGGACAACACUUUCACAAUCGGCAAAUCAAAAAGUGUUUCGGU
This is a messenger RNA of Doryrhamphus excisus (bluestripe pipefish), 2216 nucleotides long. It is a transcript of the gene bnip2, whose product is annotated as BCL2 interacting protein 2. Gene Ontology annotation, biological process: apoptotic process. The record is from RefSeq and is a predicted model, not a curated record. Gene Ontology annotation, cellular component: cytoplasm. Lineage: Eukaryota; Metazoa; Chordata; Actinopteri; Syngnathiformes; Syngnathidae.